Messenger RNA from Echinostoma caproni, 981 nucleotides. The record is from the annotation of a GenBank genome assembly. NCBI's taxonomy places the organism in Eukaryota, Metazoa, Platyhelminthes, Trematoda, Plagiorchiida, Echinostomatidae.
AUGCCUCGACAGUUUGAUGGUGAGAUGCAUUGUGGACGGACGGUGGAAGGCGAACGCAUCGAAACUUCAGCACACGGUAUCGGUUCAACGCACGAUAAUCGAGUACCGCCUACUACCAGGAUCAAACCUCGACGUCCACGAGCGACUAUGCGCGAACGACAAAGAAUGGCCCAAGUCAACCAGGCGUUUGACAACCUCCGUCGGGUGGUACCUAGAGGACAUAUGACGGAAUACCAGCGGCUUAGCAAGAUUGCCACACUUCGUCUGGCUAUCCAAUAUAUCCGGGCAAUGAAUCGCAUCUUGGGUAAGUCACACACGUUCAACUCGGAACGUGCACAACAAAGGAAUAAGCACAAGGAACAGACGACCGCCUGGACCAAGGCGGCAACUGCGCGAAACUGGGGGACAAGCUCGACGCAAACAACCGCUCGACCAACUGAACAUGCAUCCAGCAAAACUGGGUAUGUGAAUGGUAGUGGGUCGACAGCUGUCUCGGAUACAGAUGACCAAAUGAGGAAACUACACUGGUUUGACUUUGAGACGGUAGAACAAAAAACCCUGGUCCUGUUUGGCUACACCUCCGAUCUGGGAUGGGACCCCACAGACGAAUACCUUUCUUCAUCCGCUGACCUGAGCUCUAUACGAGAAGACAAACCGGAACAAGGUUACAUUCAUCAGACACAACAAGUGGAACAGAGGAUUGGAUAUGACACAGAAGAAGCCCCGUACAUUCUGCGGAAGGCGGAACGAAACACCGAACAGAUUCCCGAGAAUUUACACAGCCAAAAUUCAUUGAUGCUGAACGACCGCGAGUUCAGUUAUGUCCCGUUCAAUCUGGACUACGCACAGCAACAACAAGCUUCCUUCGUUACAACACAAGGCCUUUAUGCGCACGAAUAUGGGACAAAUCAAUCAACUGAUUAUUUGAGUGGGAUAGGAAUGCGAAAUGACUGGUGCAAUGACGGUUCACUGCCAAUGUGA